Messenger RNA from Boleophthalmus pectinirostris (great blue-spotted mudskipper), 1607 nucleotides. Its product is annotated as ATP-dependent RNA helicase DDX39A-like. Lineage: Eukaryota; Metazoa; Chordata; Actinopteri; Gobiiformes; Gobiidae. The transcript has 10 exons. Bases 116 to 1393 code for a protein of 425 amino acids. Gene Ontology annotation, molecular function: RNA binding; RNA helicase activity; ATP binding. The record is from RefSeq and is a predicted model, not a curated record. Gene Ontology annotation, biological process: mRNA export from nucleus; mRNA splicing, via spliceosome.
CUUUAAUGCACCGCGCAUGUGCUUUUUUCUCACGACGCCGAAAAGCUGCCUGUGUAAAACAUACCGCGAGCACGGCAAAGAAAAACAGUACUAUCUAUCGUACUAGAACUAGAAGAUGUCUGAGAACGACGUUGACAACGAACUUCUAGACUAUGAGGAAGAUGAGGAUCCUCAGGGAGUAACAGAAACGACUCCAGCCAAGAAGGAGGUGAAGGGGUCCUAUGUGUCCAUCCACAGCUCUGGGUUUAGAGACUUUCUGCUCAAACCAGAGCUGCUGCGAGCUAUUGUGGACUGUGGAUUUGAACACCCCUCAGAGGUCCAACAUGAGUGCAUACCUCAAGCAAUUUUGGGCAUGGACAUUUUGUGUCAGGCCAAAUCGGGUAUGGGAAAAACGGCUGUGUUUGUACUCGCUACACUGCAGCAGUUGGAGCCAGUAGAUGGUCAGGUGUCUGUCCUUGUGAUGUGCCACACUCGAGAGCUAGCCUUCCAGAUCAGCAAAGAGUAUGAGCGCUUCUCCAAAUACAUGCCCACUGUAAAGGUGUCUGUGUUUUUUGGUGGUCUGGCAAUCAAGACAAACGAGGAAGUGUUGAAACAGAACUGCCCCCACAUAGUUGUUGGAACACCAGGUCGAAUUCUCGCUCUCGUUCGCAACAGGUCCCUGAACCUGAAGAGAAUCAAACACUUUGUGCUUGAUGAGUGCGAUAAGAUGCUUGAAGCACUAGAUAUGAGGAGUGAUGUUCAGGAAAUCUUCAGAUUGACCCCACAUGAGAAACAGGUGAUGAUGUUCAGUGCCACCCUGAGCAAAGACAUCCGCCCUGUGUGUCGCAAGUUUAUGCAAGAUCCUAUGGAGGUGUUUGUGGAUGAUGAAACCAAGUUGACUCUUCAUGGAUUGCAGCAGUACUACUGUAAACUCAAAGACAGUGAAAAGAACCGCAAGCUGUUUGACCUACUCGAUGUACUUGAGUUCAAUCAAGUGGUCAUUUUUGUGAAGUCAGUCCAUCGUUGUGUAGCUUUAUCCCAGCUUUUGGUUGAACAGAACUUUCCUGCCAUAGCUAUCCACAGAGGCAUGGCUCAGGAAGAGCGGUUGUCCCGAUACCAGCAGUUUAAAGAUUUCCAGAGGCGAAUUCUGGUAGCAACUGAUCUCUUUGGCCGAGGCAUGGACAUUGAGCGUGUAAACAUUGUGUUCAACUAUGACAUGCCGGAGGAUUCAGAUACUUAUCUUCACAGAGUGGCCCGUGCAGGAAGGUUUGGUACUAAAGGCCUGGCUGUCACAUUUGUGUCAGACGAAAGUGAUGCCAAGACUUUGAACGAGGUCCAAGACCGCUUUGAGGUCAAUGUGCCCGAGCUUCCAGGGGAGAUUGACAUUUCUUCUUACAUUGAGCAGUCCAGAUGAGUGUCUCAUUUGUCAACCGUUGUGGCUUUUGGUGUUUCUAUAUUUUUAGGGAGGAGAAAAAAAAUCUCAAUUUACCUUCAUACUCCAGCCAUAUUUGUUAGAAAGUUCAUAAUGAUAAUUUAUUUUAUCAUGUACCAACCCUGUUUUAUUAUGUUUUUCAUGUUCAUGGAUAUAUAGUUUUUGGUUAAAUAAAGUUUUUAUACCUUCCUCGUUA